Microplitis mediator is the source of this 1847-nucleotide messenger RNA. RefSeq names its product AN1-type zinc finger protein 6 (gene drn). Gene Ontology annotation, molecular function: DNA binding; zinc ion binding. The record is from RefSeq and is a predicted model, not a curated record. NCBI's taxonomy places the organism in Eukaryota, Metazoa, Arthropoda, Insecta, Hymenoptera, Braconidae. Bases 896 to 1495 code for a protein of 199 amino acids. The transcript is spliced from 4 exons.
AUUCUCGUAGUUGACUAGUAUCAAGUAAAGCAGAGUGGGGUCUAGUUGGGUGUUGGUGUUGGGUAGGAAAGCAACAGAGAGCAAAGAGCUGAACCUUAGCAGCAGUAAUCAGCAGCAGUAUUGGUCUCUCUGUUGGUUGAUUUGCCAGAGUUUCAUUUCGUAACGGGAGAGUUGGGUGUGAACGUUUAUACACAUUCUAAGUUCCCUAUUUUUAUUAUUAAUAUUAUAAUAAUAAUUGUUAGUUUAUUGUUGUUGUUAUCACGAUUAUUUUAAAAGUAAAAUAGUUAAAACGUGAGUGAUUAUUAUUUUUUUAGUUUCGUUGUUAUCAAAGUAAACGACAAGACGAGAAGUAGUAAAAGGUGAGUGAGUAUCAGCGGCAAUAAAAAUUAAAAAGAGAAAUAUUUAAAAAAAAAAAUAGUGGCUGUGCUGUGAAAUCAGUGUGAGCGGUUUGCUAGCACACGCAUCGGUCACGGUAUUGGAAUAGGAGAAACGAGAAAACUUAAUCAAGAUUUAAAAAUAUUACAACAGUACCGACAGCAAUAACAAUAAUAAUAAAAAUAAUAAUUAAAAAUCUCAAAUACGCUGGAGAGAUAAUUUCUCGCUGUAAAUUAUGUGGGAUUCUGUCGCAGGAUUACAAUCAGCCACACGUCUAGUCAGCUGACAUAUUGCGCCCUGCUACACCACAGUAGCCUUCGGUAAACGUAAAGUGACAGCCAGUUGUGGACAAACGAUUGACGCACGAAAUACCAUAAAAAUUUAAACAAACCGAGGAUACUGCAAUUUAAUAAAAUAAAACAAUAAGCGAGAUAAAAUAAUAAAUAAAUAGAGACUAUUAUCUAAAUCAACAAGUUGAGAGUUGAGUUAAUAAACGUAAUAAAUAAAUAAAUAAAUAAAAAUGGAGCGUGAGUCAAACCCGAUGCAGGCAUUGUGUCGCAGCGGCUGUGGAUUCUAUGGCUCACCAGCCACCGAUGGCCUUUGCUCUCUCUGCUUCAAAGAGAACCUCAAGAAGAAACAACAACCCCCUGUCUCUGCGGCAACUGUCUCAGCCUCACAAACGGUAUCCGGCAACUCCGGGUCGCUGCAGAGUUUCAGUAGUCCAGCAUCUGCGGGUACCACUGCCCAGCCUACCAUUCCCACAAUUCCACAGUCCACGACAGAUUUGUCAAGUCCCAAAGAGGUAAAUAGGGACGAACAGGAAGCUGAAGGUGGAGUAAGUGGCGGGGCAGCUGAAGGUUCGGUCAGCAGUGGCGACACGGAUGACUGCUUUGAUGGAAAAGAGACUGACAAAGAAUUCAAAAAGAAGAAAAAUCGUUGUGUUGUAUGCCGCAAGAAAGUUGGCUUAACUGGAUUUGAAUGCCGCUGUGGUGGAUUAUUCUGCUCUGUGCAUCGAUACAGUGACAAACACGAUUGCAAGUUCGAUUAUAGAGAAAUGGGUGCCCAAGAAAUUCGGCGUAACAAUCCAGUUGUUGUUGGUGAAAAAGUGCAAAAAAUUUGAACUAUUUUAGUGUGUAGUCGUUGGGAAAAUGGUUAUAACUAUAUAAACAAAACAAAAUAUUAUAAUAAUUAAAUAAAAAAAAAAAAAUACAAAAAAAUACAAAAAAAAAAUUAUAAAAAAAAUAAAAAGAAAAAAAAAUUAAAAUUAAGCAUGAAAAUAACGAGAUAAAUUAUCUGGCAGCUGAUUGCACACUGGGAAUGGGAUAUGAUUAAUAAUAAUAAUUAAUAAAAAAUUAAUACAUGAAAUGUAUGAAUGCACAAGUGAUUGAUUGUAAAGGUUUGCUGGGAGAAUGUCAUUUUAAAAAAUGGUUAUGAUUAUUAUAAAUAAAUAAUAAUAACAACAAUUAAAAAAA